UUUGUCCUUUUGUCCUUUCUGGCGGGAAUCAGAGUUGGUAAAGUUGAAGCCUCCAAAGCAGAGGCGACUGAGACUGUGUGAGUAAUGCGAUCGGAAGCAGCUCUCCCAGUCCCAGAAUGGGCAUCAAAGCCUUGCAUUAUGGGCAUCGACGAAGCUGGCCGUGGCCCCGUUUUAGGUCCUAUGGUGUACGGAUGCUUGUACUGUGCUCGCUCCUAUCAGAAGACUCUUUCCACCUUGAACUUUGCAGAUUCGAAGACAUUAAAGGAAGAGAAGAGGGAAGAAUUAUUUGAGGAAUUGAAGGCUAAUGAAUCAAUUGGAUGGGCUGUGGAUGUCAUUGAUCCUAGGGAGCUUUCAGCUAAAAUGCUCAAUAAAAAUAAGAUAAACCUGAAUGAGAUUUCACAUGACUCUGCAAUUGGCUUGAUCACUAGGGUGCUAAACAUGGGAGUUCUUCUAACUGAGGUUUAUUUGGAUACCGUGGGAGACGCGGAGAAGUAUAGAAUAAAACUGUCUGAAAGAUUUCCUUCCAUCAAAUUUGUUGUUGCAAAGAAAGCUGAUAGUCUCUAUCCAGUUGUUAGUGGUGCAAGCAUAGUUGCCAAGGUCACCAGAGAUCAAGCUUUGAGAGCAUGGAUGCUUGAGGAAACAGCUGAAAAUAUGCAUACGAACUUUGGUUCUGGAUACCCUGGAGAUCCCGUAACCAAGGCCUGGUUGGAAGAUCACAAACACUUUGUAUUUGGAUUUCCGUCGUUGGUCCGUUUCAGUUGGGGUACAUGCACUUCUUAUUCCAAAGACGGUGUUGAAGUCUUGUGGUUAUUUGAUAAAAAUGAUGGAGAUGGUUUCAACAGAAGCAGUGGCAAGCGGCAAUUGAAAUUAAGCAAUGUUGGUUUCACCUCAUCCAAGAGGAGAAGUGAUAUUGAAUCAAGUGGUAAAGGGCGGUGCAAGUUUUUCGAGACUCGCAAACUUGAGCAACUAACUCAUUUCUAAGUGAAGGUGAUCAUUAUUUGUUGAAAGAUCUUUGUUUAUUCCUUUGUUUUUCUUAUAGAUCAAAAUUUGUGAAUAAUCAAUUGUGGCUUCGUUUUAAUCUCUUAUUGAUGAGGAAGGUGAAAGACUGUAGAACAUUAGACUGCAUUCUUAACUAAAAUUGCAGUAGAAUCAAAAUUUGACUGGAUGAUAUAAGUAGAACGAACAUAUCCACAUAUUCGAGAUGUUUAUUUUGGGUAACUUGUAAUUUUAUAAGAGUAAUUUUGUUCGAGAUGUUUAUUGCGGUAAUAACCAUAUGAAUCUUAUCCAUCC
Molecule: messenger RNA, 1290 nt
Organism: Pistacia vera
Lineage: Eukaryota; Viridiplantae; Streptophyta; Magnoliopsida; Sapindales; Anacardiaceae
Product: ribonuclease H2 subunit A-like
Biological process (GO): DNA replication, removal of RNA primer; mismatch repair
Cellular component (GO): ribonuclease H2 complex
Molecular function (GO): RNA-DNA hybrid ribonuclease activity; RNA binding
Source: RefSeq, a predicted model, not a curated record